This is a messenger RNA of Schistocerca americana (American grasshopper), 844 nucleotides long. RefSeq names its product 28S ribosomal protein S36, mitochondrial. Lineage: Eukaryota; Metazoa; Arthropoda; Insecta; Orthoptera; Acrididae. The coding region runs from base 124 to 348 and encodes 74 amino acids. Gene Ontology annotation, biological process: 2-oxoglutarate metabolic process. The record is from RefSeq and is a predicted model, not a curated record. The transcript is spliced from 4 exons.
CAGGAUGGCUGGACAUGGGUUUGAAUCGUCAUCUGCCCGAAUGCGAGUCCAGUGUACUGAACACUGCACCAUCUCAUUCUGUCUUCUAUUGAGGAGUCAGGGAGUAGAGUGUUAAUCUAGGAGAUGACAGUGAAACCACAUGUUCCACUAAUCAAAUUCCGCAAAGGGGGUAAGGUUCAAGAGACCAGCACAAUGCUUUCACCAGCCCAAGGGCCAACCCCCGCUGCAUCUAAAGGAAAGGUACAAGCAAGACCUGUUAUUGAAGAUUAUCAGCUGCCUGCAAAGUACCGGAGGAGGCCAAUUGAUGAGAAAGAAAUUGAAUAUAUCAAUAGAGGUGGUCCUGAGUGAGGUUUGGGCUUACAAAAAACAGCAGAAUCACCAGUAUUUCAUCAAGGAUGUGAAAUAGUGAAUUAGUUGUAUCCUGUACGUAUUGUAUAUAACAAUAUCAAAUAAUAUUUUUCCUCUCUUCAUAUGAUGCAUCAUCUGUUGAAAUAAGAUUGUGGGUAUUGACUAGGAAACAUGCCAUUGUUGAUGAGACCAAUAUAAGUAGGCAGUGAUGAGGCAAGUGUUGAAUUUGGGAACCUGUUGGUUACAGUAUCAUUGCAGGCAGCUGUUUUUCAGUUAACACGUGUCCUUUUGCCGUUUCCUACUUGCCCUCAUAUACACGUUUGGUCAUGGUAAAAACACAGGCCAAAAGGUAACUGGAAUACUGGGGAGAAAUGUUCUUGCCAGAGAGAUUCCCCUGCUCUCCAUUUCUCUGCAUUCGAUGUUAUCAAUAUUUUGAGUGGUACAGUGUACACUGUUUUAAUUCCACAAUAAAUAAUCAGACUGACUCUUCCACAAA